Messenger RNA from Pseudonaja textilis, 3764 nucleotides. The record is from RefSeq and is a predicted model, not a curated record. NCBI's taxonomy places the organism in Eukaryota, Metazoa, Chordata, Lepidosauria, Squamata, Elapidae.
GUAUAAAAGCCGCGUCGGCCGUCGCGCUGCGUCUUUAGUUUCUGGCGUAUGAGAGGAGAAAGAUGUAUCGAUUCCGUUCACGGGCAUCCACGGGGAUUUCUACCGCUGCUUCAGCUUUGCUUCUCGCCUGCCGCUUUCAAUCCCAUCCACUGGCUCGGUCCGAGAAGCCGGCCUCCGAAAGACAUUUCUGUAGUAAAAAGCGCUCCUGGUCUUCCAUCGGUUGAUUGUCACUGCCGCCCGACGAAGAGGAGGAGGAGAAAAUAAAAGACAAAGAGAUCUCGGUGUGCCGGAACCAGCAGUAAGAAAGCCGCACGGAGAGAACUACCGUUCGUUGUAGGCCGCUGCCAUGCCCAAAUCGAAGCGGCGAGGAGGAGGAGGGGGUACCCCGCGCGGAACAUCAGGUGCCCAGCACAGAAACAUGCAGUCUUUUAGUGAUGAAGACGCAUCAGUUGAAACUAUGAGCCACUGCAGUGGCUUCAGUGAUCCUGCCAGCUUCAACGAAGAUGGUCCUGAGAUUGAUGAUGAACCAACCCAAGAAGACUUGGAAUGUAAACUAAAAGGGUUUAUUGACUUGACUUUGGACAAGAGUACAAAGACGAGACAGAUCGUUCUUGAUGGCCUUAAAAGUGCUUUGACAUCAAAAAUGCUGUAUGAGUUCAUCCUGGAAAGGAGAAUAACGCUCACGGACAGCAUUGAACGUUGUAUCAAGAAAGGCAAGGGUGAUGAACAGUGUGCAGCUGCAGGACUGGCUUGUCUGCUGUGCAUACAGCUGGGGUCAGGAAUUGAAAGUGAGGAAGUUUUUAAAACCCUCGCGCCUCUCCUAAAGAAAAUACUCUGUGAUGUCUCAGCAAGUACGAAAGCUAGACAAGCUUCUGCUACCUGCUUAGGUGUCUGUUGCUUUAUUGCUACGGAAGAUAUCAUGGAAUUAUAUUUCACUAUGGAAUGCUUGGAAAGUAUAUUCACAAAAUCCUACCAGAAAGAGAGAACUCAAAAUGGUAUUUCGAGCACUCAUAACGCAGGUCUUUAUAUAAGCACUCUCUUGGCAUGGACCCUUCUGUUGACCAUCUGCCCAAUGAAUGAAGUGAAGAAAAAGCUUGAAAUACAUUUGCAUCAAUUACUGAGCCUGCUGUCCUGUGAUGAUGUAAACCUGAGGAUUGCUGCUGGGGAAACGUUGGCUGUUUUAUUUGAACUUGCAAGAGAAUCUGAUGAGGAUUUUUUUAAUGAGGAUAUGGAGCUUCUAACACAGAAAUUGAAGGCUCUAGCUACAGAUGGAAAUAAGCAUCGUGCUAAAGUAGACAAAAGGAAACAGCGAUCUGUCUUCAGGGAUGUCUUACGAGCUGUAGAGCAGGAACACGACUUUCCCACAGAGACAGUCAGGUUUGGACCAGAACGCAUGUACAUUGACUGUUGGGUUAAAAAGCAAACAUACAAUACUUUCAAGGGAAUUUUAGGAUCGGGAAUGCAGUAUCAUUUACAGUCCAAUGAGCUCCUCCGGACUAUCUUUGAACUUGGUCCACCACUGAUGCUUGAUGAGGCAACCCUUAAGUCCAUGAAGAUAACCCGUUUUGAAAGGGUGAGUGAUUCAUACUCCGUUGUGUUAAAUUAUCUUAAAUGCAAUUCACUCACAGAAUUGUUCAAAACCAUAAAUGACACGAUAAUAUUUAUGUUGUGAAGACAGAGAGGGAGCAAUGGGAAUCGAAUGACAAGGUUUUGUGAGACCUGCUAAAUUGCAGAUUUGCACUUCUAUAGUAUCCAAUCACUGCACAGACUUAUUUUUUACUUAAAAGUUUCGUUCCAGUUAAAAGGAUGCUAAGAUAAUCCAGGGAAUGAUCCGGUAUCAUUCCUUUAUUCUAUCCUAUGUUCUUUGUAUAAGAUAUUUCAUUGCCUGUGUUAUGACUGAAGUGGUACUGUCUUGUAUCUGACAUUUGAGAAAUGUGAUGGGUGUCAGAAUAUGAACUUUCAAGGCUGAAUUUUAACUUCUAUGCAUCGUACUAUAAAGAAAGAAGUGUGUGAUUGUAUUAAUGUUUAAUACUGUUUGUUUAUUUAAAAGAUUUAACAUAGCCGCCCAUCUUGCGACUGAUUAAGUUAAAGCCAACUUAAUACAACAACGGCAACACAGUUUAAAUGCUAGAAUGGGUAAUAUUUGGCAAAAAUUCAGAUUCCAAUGGAAAGGUUGAACUAUAUUUCCAGUAUGCAUUUUGGAUGAUUCGAAGCCUGGUAUUACUGUCUCAUAAUUUCCCAGACUUAUAGUCCUGGGGGAUUUCAACCUGCCUUCUCUGGGGGCGGGGGUGGAAGUAACCCGAGAUUUAAUGGAAGCCAUGACUUCCAUGGGCUUCCAGGUCAUCCAGAGCCUAACUAGUAAUAGUGGUCACACACCCGAUUUGCUGGUCUUAUCAGAGCUGUGUCUAUGAGACCUGGAAUUAGUGGACCUGUCCUUGGUCCCCUUGUAAUGGUCGGAUCACAGUCUGGUGGCAAUGUGUUUCUCAAAAGCUGCACACACACACACCCUGCAGGGAGACAGGACCUAUUAGAUUGGUCUGCCCCCGUCGACUAAUGGACCCAGAAGAAGCUGGGGGUUAUAACUGCAGAUCUACUGUGCAGUCCAGCCAAGCUCUUAUUCGCUGUUUGGAAUAGGAAGGUGACUGAGGCUCUGGAUAGGAUUGUACCCUUGCGACCUCUCCUCAUCUGUAAACCUCUCUGUGCCCUGUGGUAUACAGAGGAACUGAGGGAUGAAACACAUGAGGAGAUGUCUAGAGCUUCCUGGCAGAAGGUAGGAGAUGAACUCGAUUGAACACAGGUAAGAGCUGCUGCUAAGGCCUACCUCAUGGCAAUUUGUCUGGCGAAGUGUGAAUACUUCUCCACACUAAUUGUGUCUGCAGAUAAUCACCCAGCAACCCUCUUUAAGGUGAGCCACCUCCUCCUGGGGAAGGAGGAGAUUGAGGUCCACCUGAAUGGGCGUGCCAAGUAAUUUGCGGAUUUUCUGGAAGACAAAAUUGCUCGACUUCAUUCCCGGUUAGAUGUUGGUGUGGUUGCUGGUCAGUGGAAGCUCCUGAGGCAGGUUCUUGCCUGUUAUCUGAGAAUGGUUUGAUCCUGUUGCUCCUGAGGAAGUGGACAGAAUCCUAGGGUGUAUGUGCACAAGCACCUGUGUUUUAGAUCCAUGUCCCUCCUGGCUUGUGAAAGCUUCCCAUGAGGUAACAGGCGGGUGGACUCUGGUAGUGAUUAAUGCUUCCCUACAGGAGGGGACGGUGCCCCAGCACUUUAAGGAGGCUGUGGUCCCCCUUAAGUAGCCAACAUUGGACUCCACCUGUUUGGAUAAUUUCCAACCUGUCUCCAAUCUUUUUGGGGAAGAUUGUUGAGAAGGCGGUCACACUGCAGCUCCAGAGGUUUCUGUAUGGAACGGAUUAUCUUGACCACUACCAGUCAGGAUUCAGGUCUGGAUUUGGGACAGAAACGGCAUUGGUCACACUUUCGGAUGAUCUCUGGCAGGAACGGGAUGGGGGUUCCUUGCUGUAUUUGACCUCUUGGCGGCUUUCGAUACCAUUGACCAUAGGAUUUUCCUGGGGCGGCUUCAGGGGAUGGGAGUGGGAGGCCUUGUGCUGUCCUGGUUUACUUCUUUCCUCUGCGGCCGCUCUCAGUCAGUGUUGAUAGGAGGGGAGAGAUCCAGCCCUCGCCCAUUGCUUUACGGGGUUCUGCAGGACUCGGUACUCUCUCCACUCCUGUUCAACAUUUAUAUGAAGCUGCUGGGCGAGAUCAUCCAUCACCAU